AUGAAGCCUCGAAUACUCGGUCAGAGCUUGCAUCCAUUCUGUUCGCCCCUCUCGACCAGGGGAAAAUUCGUCUCCCGGUCUUGGAAUCGCCAUGCUUCAUCCUCAUCCUCUUCCGUAUCCUCCGAAUCAACCCCUCCGAAACAACAACUCUGGGUGAAAUUGGCCGUCGUGGGUGUCGCAGCAGCAGGAAUUGGUGCAUAUAUUCGAAAGUCGCAGCAAGAUGGACCCUCGGCAUUGAAUCCUUUCGCCUUCACCAAGUACACCUUAAUCGCGAAAGAACCCGUAUCCUCGACGGGGAGUAUCUUCACUCUCAAACCAUCGAAACCGGAUCUAAACUCGACCGUCUACGAAGCAGCAUGGCAGACCGGAGUAUGGAGCGUGAUGUUCAAGCAGCCGCAGCUGCAGAUUGGUAGAGAUUACACCCCUUUACCGGCCACGACGGCGGACAACCAGGACGAGGAAGUGCUACGGUUCUUUAUCCGAAAAGACGCUUUUGGCGAGAUGUCGCGGUAUCUACAUGGCUUGGGCAUAGGCUCUCUGGUUGAGAUGCGGGGACCUAAAAUCGAAUACAAGAUCCCAAAACAGACCCAGGAGAUUCUGUUCAUUGCUGGUGGGACAGGCAUCGCGCCGGCUCUACAGGCCGGUCAUACACUUCUGCGCCGGACGGAUGAGACGCGCAAACCAAGGAUACAUAUAUUAUGGGCAAACCGGAGGCGAGAGGAUUGUGCAGGAGGUGUGAACGAUACCAGCGCCAAGCCUCAGAAGACUCGACGGUUCUGGUUCUUUGGCCCUAGGGCACCAGCAAGUCCCAGCUCGGUCCCAGAUGUGCAAAAGCACUCGGCUGCUCAGUCGCUUGUGGUUCGUGAGCUAGAAGCUCUCAAGUCGCAAUACCCAGGACAAGUGACUGUGGACUAUUUUGUUGACGAGGAAAAGACGUUCAUAAAGAAAAAGGAUAUCUUGGACUUCACUAAUAUUACACCCACAAAUGGGUCUCGCCUCCCUAAAAACAGGAUGAUCCUCAUCUCCGGACCUGAAGGUUUCAUUAGCUAUAUGGCAGGACCAAAACUCUGGGCGCAAGGAACGGAAGUCCAGGGCCCUCUUCGAGGAAUUAUUAGUGAACUCGAUCUAAAAGACUGGGCCACAUGGAAGCUGUGA
This is a messenger RNA of Aspergillus chevalieri, 1155 nucleotides long. RefSeq names its product cytochrome b5 reductase family protein (gene CYC2). Gene Ontology annotation, molecular function: oxidoreductase activity. The record is from RefSeq and is a predicted model, not a curated record. The transcript has a single exon. NCBI's taxonomy places the organism in Eukaryota, Fungi, Ascomycota, Eurotiomycetes, Eurotiales, Aspergillaceae. Bases 1 to 1155 code for a protein of 384 amino acids.